UCAGUUUGUAAACUACUUUCGUACGAGACACUACUAUUUGCUUAAACUAAAAACUGAUAAAAUUGUAUACCAUAAGUUUAAUACAAUUUUUCUCUAUAUAAAACAAAUUUUUGUGAAAAGUUUUCUAUUCGAUAAUAUUUUUGACCAAAGAAACAAAUUUUAAACAUGGAGGAAACUCCUGACAUGUUUUUCGGACACGAAGUAUACUGUGAUACUACGCAGGCUCCUCGGGGUGACGACUUGGUUAAGGUGUGCUUUAACAAUUACGUGAGGGAGUAUAGGAAGCGGUAUCUCGAACAAUACACGGAGGAUCAAAUACUUGAGGCAGCUACUGAGCAGUGGGAGAAGAUGUCCCUUAUCCAUCAGUUCCAGUACUAUUCGAACGUAGAAGAUCCUAUGGAUAGUACCGGUCCUGAACAUAUGAUCAACAUGGAGAACAUGGAAUUUGAGCGUAGUGCCCCAACAGAUAAAUGUUGCCCGAAAAAGAGGAAGCCCAAGUGUCGUAAACCCAAGAGAUGUGGCGGCAAACCGAAGCCCAAGCUAACAUGUCCCGUGAAGAGAUCCAGCUGCGCCAAACCGUGCCCAAAAAUGAAGCCAGUGUGUCCCAAGUCAAGGCCAUCUUGUCCUACACGAUCGUGUCCUAAACCAUUGUGUCCUAAACCAUCAUGCCGCAAGCCAUGUUCUCCUAAACCAUGUUGUCCUAAGCCAUCGUGUGCUAAGCCAUCGUGUCCUAAACCAUCGUGUCCUAAACCAUCGUGUCAGAGGUAAUCGCAGAUUCCCAAGUCCUGGCCACUUUCCACAUUUCGGCUCGUUCUAAAAAGGAUAUGUUUUAUAAAAAUAUAAAAAUGUGCUUUGAUUUAAAA
Drosophila subpulchrella is the source of this 863-nucleotide messenger RNA. Its product is annotated as histone-like protein 18C. The coding region runs from base 166 to 768 and encodes 200 amino acids. Lineage: Eukaryota; Metazoa; Arthropoda; Insecta; Diptera; Drosophilidae. The transcript is spliced from 2 exons. The record is from RefSeq and is a predicted model, not a curated record.